Messenger RNA from Chara braunii, 2842 nucleotides. Lineage: Eukaryota; Viridiplantae; Streptophyta; Charophyceae; Charales; Characeae. The record is from the annotation of a GenBank genome assembly.
CGGCAGGUGCUGUAGGCGGGCAACGGCAUUUGUCGAGGACCCUUCCCGCGCUCUUCGUUUUGACUCCUGGAGGGGAAGAAGGCGGAAGGCGGUCUUGGCGGGAAGGAAGACGGAAUUCGCCGUUCGUUGCCGCUCUCGGUGAGACAGAGGAGGGAAUCAAGGCGCUGUUCAUUGCGGCUCUCGGCGGGAAGAAAAAGGCGGGAUAACCCUUUCCGGGCUCUUCGUUUUGACUCCUGGAGGGAAAGAAUGCGGAAUCCGGUCUUAGCGGGAAGGAAGACGGAAUCCGCCGUUAGUUGCCGCUCUCGGUAAGACCGAGGACGGAAUCAAGGCGCUGUUGAUUGCGGCUCUCGGCGGGAAGAAAAAGGCGGGAUAGAACAGAGUCGUGCUGAAAGUUGCGGCUCUGGGGCGACACAGAAAGAGACACACACAGAGAGAGAGAGAGAGAGAGAGAGAGAGAGAGAGAGAGAGAGAGAGAGAGAGAGGCUCUGGGGCGACACAGAGAGAGAGAGAGAGAGAGAGAGAGAGAGAGAGAGAGAGAGAGAGAGAGGAGAGAGAGAAUACGAAAAUGGCUUACGCAGGUGCUAAGUACGCAGAUGAGUUGAUCGCUACGGCGAACAAGAUCGCUACUCCCGGUAAAGGUAUCUUGGCGGCUGAUGAGAGCACGGGGACGAUUGGCAAGAGGUUGGCGAGCAUAAAUGUGGAAAACGUGGAGUCUAACAGGAGAGCACUAAGGGAGCUGUUGUUCACCGCUCCUGGUGCUUUGGAUCACAUCAGCGGUGUCAUCUUGUUCGAGGAGACGCUGUUCCAGAAAUCCGCGGCCGGCAAGCCCUUCGUUGAUAUCUUGAAGGAAGCGGGUGUGGUGCCCGGCAUCAAGGUGGACACCGGUGUUGCCCCACUUGCUGGUACCAACGGCGAGACUACCACCCAAGGCCACGAUGGACUGAGUGCCAGGUGUGCUAAGUACUACCAGCAGGGCGCUCGCUUCGCCAAGUGGCGUGCUGUGCUGAAGAUCGGCGAUGGAUGUCCUUCUCCUUUGGCCAUCCAGUCCAACGCCGAGGGGUUGGCCCGUUACGCGUCUAUCUGCCAGGAGAACGGUUUGGUGCCAAUCGUAGAGCCCGAGAUCUUGAUGGACGGUGCGCAUGACAUAGAGACGUGCGCCGCUGCGACGGAGAAGGUGCUGGCCGCCGUGUACAAGUCUCUCAACGACCACCAUGUGUUGUUGUUGGAGGGCACGCUGCUGAAGCCUAACAUGGUGAUGCCAGGAACGGAGGCGGCGGCCAAGGCGCCGCCGGAGGUGGUGGCAAAGUACACGGUUCGAACCCUGCAACGGACAGUUCCCGUCGCCGUACCGGGGAUUAUGUUCCUGUCGGGCGGGCAGAGCGAGGAGGAGGCGACGCUCAACCUCAACGCGAUAAACGGGUUGGCGACGAAGAAGCCAUGGACGCUGUCCUUUUCGUAUGGAAGGGCUCUGCAGGCGAGCACGCUCAAGACUUGGGCCGGCAAGACAGAGAACGUCGAGGAGGCGCAGAAGGUCUUCCGUGAUCGCGCCAAAGCUAACGGGGAGGCCACUCUUGGCAAGUAUAUUGGUGAUGCCGGCGGGCGGACAGCAUCCGAGAGCUUGCACGUGAAAGAUUACAAGUACUAAGAGAGAGAGAGAGAGAGAGAGAGAGAGAGAGAGAGAGAGAGAGAGAGAGAGAGGCUUGCGUUUGUUACUGAAUGCAGCAUGUGAGCCUGCUUUGAUCGAUGGUCGCCAGCGAGCAUGUUGACCAUAGAAUUGGCUAUGUGUGUGUGUGUGUGUGUGUGUGAGAGAGAGAGAGAGAGAGAGAGAGAGAGAGAGAGAGAGAGAGAGAGAGAGAGAGAGAGAGAGGCUUGCGUUUUGCUACUAAAUGCAGCAUGUGAGCCUGCUUUGAUCGAUGGUCGCCAGCGAGCAUGUUGAUCAUAGAAUUGGCUGCUCUUGAGAGAGAGAGAGAGAGAGAGAGAGAGAGAGAGAGAGAGAGAGAGAGAGAGAGAGAGGCUUGCCCUCUGCUAUUGAAUGCAGCAAGUGGGCCUGCUUUGAUCGAUGGUCGCCAGCGAGCAUGUUGACCAUAGAAUUGACUGCUCUUGAGAUAGACCGUCUUCCCCCGAAUAUAACGAACGUAUCUGUGCAGUCUAUUCGGGUGAAUAGCGCACGUAUCUAGACUGAAAAUUGGCCCGAAGUACAGUGCGGUCUGUUUGGGUGAAGACAUUAGGAUGGCGAGAGGGAGUUGUAUGAUUGUAUCCGACUUCAAGUCGACGAUAUGUUAGAGCGCAACGACCUCCACCUGUUGCACGUUCUUGACAAGCUGAUACAUGUUUGUUCUUUUGGCAAUUCAUCUUGUUACUCUUUACGGACUCCAAUCAUGUAGUUCGUAAUCUGGAUUCAAAUGAUGUGGUUCGCGUAAUCAAAUCACGUAGUCUGGAUUCAAAUCUCACGUAGUUUAGUAAUUUGUAAUCAAAACGUUCUUGACAAGCUGAUGCAUGGUAGUUUUUUUGACAUUCAUCUUGUUACUCUUCCGGAUUGCAAUCAUGUAGUUCGUCAUCUGGAUUCCAAUGGUGUGGUUCGCGUAAUCAAAUAAUGUAGUCUGGAUUCAAAUCUCACGUAGUUUAGUGAUUUGUAAUCAAAACGUUCUUGACAAGCUGAUGCAUGGUAGUUUUUUUUACAAUUCAUUUUGUUACUCUUCCGGACUCCAAUCAUGUAGUUCGUCAUCUGGAUUCCAAUGGUGUGGUUCGCUUAAUCAAAUCAUGUAGUCUGGAUUCAAAUCUCACGUAGUUUAGUAAUUUGUAAUCGGAACCACGUGAUCUGUAAUCAAAUCAUGCAGUCUUG